Messenger RNA from Serpula lacrymans var. lacrymans S7.9, 1154 nucleotides. RefSeq lists its product as uncharacterized. The transcript has 5 exons. The record is from RefSeq and is a predicted model, not a curated record. NCBI's taxonomy places the organism in Eukaryota, Fungi, Basidiomycota, Agaricomycetes, Boletales, Serpulaceae. Bases 180 to 758 code for a protein of 192 amino acids.
AAAUAUAUUGAUUUUGAUGCGUUUGUGAUUGUGUUUUCCGGUUGUCUUAAGGUAGCGGCGUGGCCUCCCCAGUUCUAUUUUCCUCAUCCCUCGUCUCCUCCUCACCGCAUCCUCACCCCCAGGCCAGCCCUAGCCUCUAACGUAUAUAUCCCCCCCACCUCUACACCAGCGAAAACACAAUGUUCGCCACACUCCUUUCCGUCACCAUCUUUUUCGCACUCGCGAUUCAAGGCGUCUUUGCCGAUUUCGAAAUCGACACCCCAACCUUCACCCAAUGCCAAUCCGCUAACAUCACAUGGAGCGCCUCUCAACCUCCUUACAACUUGAUCAUCGUUUCCGCAGAUGAUAUGUGUGGUAACCCACUUCAAGAUCUCGGCGACACCAGCGCCACGGAAUUAGCCUACACCGUUAACAUCACCGCCGGAACUCAGGUCGUGCUUUCUCUCGCAGACAACAACGGUGACGAAGCCUGGAGCGGAACGAUUACUGUUCAAGGCAGCAGUGACUCUUCCUGCCUCGCCUCCAGCUCGUCCUCCGCAUCCGUCGCACCCACCAGCGUUGCAUCCGUUCCCACUGCCCUCCCAAGUGGUACUGACAGCGGCUCUGGCGCUCCCACUACCAGCCCCUUCGCCCCUGCAGGUGCCGCCAACGCAGGUAUCAACCCAUUGUCCUCUGGCGCCGCUUUAACCGCCAACCACCUCGGCGCAAGCGCGAUCUUCGGCAGUGCUCUUGCCGCCCUGUUCGCCUUCUCUCUAUAAGAAACCCUUGAACGCUUCACGUCUGGGUAAUAUACCCCGCUGGCCGUCUACCCAUCUUCUCUUUUCCUUUUUUUAUUUUUAUCCUGGAGAUGCCGCCUUCUUUCCUAGCCCGGGCGCUGGUUUUUAUUCUUAUCCCUUUCACGUUUCUUGUAGUGUGUUUUUUUGGAAAUGAUCUACUUUGUCGUGGUUAUAACUUUUAAGGCUUGUCUUACUUGGGGGUUUUGAGAGAGGUGGGGUUAGGCUGUUUGAUCUCUCGAGUUGGAGGUGUGCUUUUCAAUUUGAUGUUGGCGGCGGCGGCGAUUCGAGCUGGGCAAAUCAGCAGCUUACCUGCGAAAUCAAAACAAUUGUAGUGUGAUAGCACGCAAGGAAUUUAUUCUUUAAAUAUUUUCGUUGGAA